Molecule: messenger RNA, 2567 nt
Organism: Acipenser ruthenus (sterlet)
Lineage: Eukaryota; Metazoa; Chordata; Actinopteri; Acipenseriformes; Acipenseridae
Product: beta-secretase 2-like
Exons: 9
Coding region: 239-1759 (506 amino acids)
Biological process (GO): membrane protein ectodomain proteolysis; amyloid-beta metabolic process
Cellular component (GO): trans-Golgi network; endosome; membrane
Molecular function (GO): aspartic-type endopeptidase activity
Source: RefSeq, a predicted model, not a curated record
AUCCGUCACAUGUGUUUAAGGAAGUUCUUUUACAAACAUUCCUCAGCGCUGAAGUUUCAACAGGCAUAUAGAAAAGUUUUUUUCACGAAAAAGCUCAGCACAACAUAGACAGUUGAACAGCAUGACUCGAUGUAGUACUGAGCAAUGUGAAGACGUUUUAAAUUAAAGGGAAACUGCUCUUGGCUGAUGCUUGGGAUAGUUCUUGUUGCUGUUUUGUUUUGCACUGAGUGUAGUAAAAAUGAAGACGCUUUCGUUACUGUGUUUGAUGUUUUUCUUUCCCAGUACUUGUGACUCGAAGUUCACUUUCCCCCUAAAGAUUUACACUGGAAACUUCAAUUCGUCCGUGGAUAUAGAUUUCAGUUCUUUGGAGAAAAAUGAAUCUAGUUCGACAAAUGAGCUUUCAUUGGCAACAGACCCAAGUGGGAAAGUUAACUUUUUGCAAAUGGUCAACAACUUACAAGGAGACUCAGGUCGUGGCUAUUAUAUAGAGAUGUUACUGGGAACUCCGUCUCAAACGAUGAAUAUACUGGUAGACACAGGGAGCAGUAACUUUGCAGUGGCUGGUGCUCCUGACCCCUACAUUACCCACUUCUUCAAUUCGAAACUCUCCAGUUCAUAUCACUCCUCUGGAAUGGAAGUCUCUGUGAGAUACACACAAGGAAACUGGGUGGGCAAGCUUGGCACGGACAUCGUUGCCAUUCCGAAGGGACCCAAUGGCACCAUCACCAUCAACGUUGCCACUAUUCUGCAAUCAGAGAAUUUCUUCUUACCCAGAGUGAACUGGCAAGGGAUUCUGGGGCUGGCCUACAAAACGCUGGCUAGGCCGGACAGUUCAGUGGAGCCUUUCUUUGACUCUCUGGUGAGGCAGACUGGGAUCCCAGACAUGUUCUCCCUCCAGAUGUGUGGAGCAGGAUUGUCAGCUUCCAGCACUUCGGAUCCCCUGGGAGGUGGCCUGGUCAUGGGUGGGAUUGAACCAACUCUGUACAAGGGGUCUAUAUGGUACACCCCCAUUAAGGAGGAAUGGUAUUACCAGGUGGAGGUCCUUAAGCUAGAAGUUGGGGGCCAGAAUUUAAACCUUGACUGUCAAGAGUACAACACUGACAAAGCCAUUGUGGACAGUGGAACGACGCUGCUGCGCCUCCCACACAAUGUGUUUAACGCCGUCGUGGAUGCCAUCAUCGCAACAUCCUUGAUCCAGCAGUUUUCCAGUGGUUUCUGGACUGGCACCACAUUAGCCUGCUGGACGAAAGGAGAGACACAGUGGAGCAUCUUCCCGAAAAUCUCCAUCUAUCUGAGGGGAAUGAAUGCCAGCCAGUCCUUCCGCAUCACCAUCAUGCCACAGCUCUACAUUCAGCUCGUGGCAGAUGUUGAUAACUCACUCGAGUGUUACCGCUUCGGCAUCGCGUCCUCCACCAGUGGUUUAGUGAUCGGCGCCACAGUGAUGGAGGGCUUCUACGUGACCUUUGACCGGGCCCAGAAGAAGGUUGGCUUUGCCGUUAGCACCUGUGCAGAAAAAAGCGGCUCCCCUCUGUCGGAGAUCGGAGGUCCGUUCCUGGCCUCGGACGUUUCCAGCAACUGUGCAAAGACCCCAGCAAUACAGGAGCCAGUCCUGUGGAUCAUCUCCUAUGCGCUGAUGGGCCUGUGCGCAUUCAUUCUCAUCAUACUGGUCAUCCUGCUGCUCGUGCCUUGUCGUCAUGGCGACGAUGCAGGGGGAGGAGUCACUGACGAGUCCUCCCUCAUUCACCAUCGAUUCAAGUGAAAUGAAGACACUAAACAACGGCUGAGAAAUGAUCUGCUGCAAGUCCUGCCUGCAAACGGAGCUGGGGAAAAGAGAAAGGCUGAUAACCUGGGGCACACUGAUGGCAAUGACUAUAAGAUCUGCACUUUUAUUUGAUCUUAUUAAUAACCUGGAGAAAGAUGGCAUCUAAUUAUUCUGGUCAAGCCAUUCGAUAAAUAAAUGUAUAUAUAAAAUGAGAUGCCAGUAAUAGUUAUUGGAAUCAGUUUGUAAAUGGUUAAUGGGGAGAAUGGGGAGUUUUGAUGUUGACCAGUGUUAUGACUGUCUCACAAAGAGAACUUGAGUGUUUGUUUAAAGGCCAUUGCACACUGGACAUGUUCUGUAAUUUCUUGAAUGUUGAAUUUGCUUAAGUUGAUCACACCAAAUACAUUGGCCGACUUGCACAUCGAGGACAAAGCUGUGACUGCUUUAAAACCUGCCAUUGCGUGAAGGCCUGGGGUCCCCCAGCAGUAAAUGCAGUUUUAUUGGUUGCUGUCAUUUUAGUGCACUGACGAGAGCUGACUAGAAAUGAUUUUGAAUCAAGGCGUCAAUUCCAGACGAUGUGCAAGGUACAAGAAGAAAUGCACACGUUUGCAAUCCAUUUGAUAUGUUCAGUUCUGAUAAAGAACCACAUCCAGUGAGCAGUGGCCUUAAGAUUGAAGAACAUAACAUUCAAAAUGUGUUUUUUUGUUUUUGUUUUUUUCAUGAAAGAUUUUGUUUGAAAGUUUCUCAUCUUGAUGUUUUUCGAGAAAGAAUAAACAUUUGCAACUUUAAAGAAAUUGCCAAAGAUCAA